Messenger RNA from Porites lobata, 2206 nucleotides. Lineage: Eukaryota; Metazoa; Cnidaria; Anthozoa; Scleractinia; Poritidae. The record is from the annotation of a GenBank genome assembly.
AUGAAACAUAUGGAGAAAAAAGAGAAGCAAAAGAGUGUAGAUACCGAAGUUACCGAAAUAUCGCGCCUGAUUAAAUUGUACGAAGAGGCCAACAGUUGGUUUACUAAAAGGCAAAUCCUGUCAGUAUUUGUAAACGAUUUCUCUAAAGCACAACUUCAGCUGCUUAUUCCUGGAGUAAGCAUUUGGGCGAUAGAUGUGGCAAGAAAGCAUGCCGCUAAGGUGGGGGUGGGUAAACCAGUGCCACAGAUGGAGGCCAUUACACGCGCAAGACUGGAUCCAAGCAAAGUAGACCAUUUUCUAGAUAUUAUCAGCAGACCAAAUUUCGUGCAAGAUGCUGCGUACGGAACAAAAACGCUAAAAUUGUCCAAUGGGGAGAAGAUGGAGAUUCCAAACGUGGUUAGGACAGUUAUUGCUUCAAGGAUUGUGGACUUAUACCAGCAGUACUGUCAGGAAACCGGUUUCCUUUCACAUGGGAGGUCAACCCUCUUCAUAGCCUGCGUAGCUGGCGGUAUUGUGUAGUAGUCGAGUGAGAUUUGGCGGCGGAGCCGGGAGAAAUACCGCCUGCCAGAGAACCAUGAUUUUUCGAAUGCCGCCCAAUUUUGUCACCUUAGCUGCUCCCAAUUAAAUCAGCCAAUCAAAGAGAAACCUGCGAUUUGAAACUUCCGAUUAUUUUCGCGGGAAACAGUUUAGAAAUAAGCAUUGACAAGCUAAACACGACUCCUAAGCUCGUGAUAAUGUGAAACGUGACCUUGUGAGUUUGCUUGAACAGAGGUUUUUUUUUACUUUCUCGGCUGUCACGCGAAGGUUACUAGCACUACACAGUGCAUGUAUCAUUCUAAACUUUGACUGAGUAAAUCUUUUUUUGCCACACUAGGCUUAACAUUAAAAUGUCAUGAAGCUGGUUUGUUACAUGCAUACUGAGUAACCAUUUCCUGUGGUUUAUUCUUCUGUGAGUGUUCCUGAUAGGAUUUUAUCUCAGAUGCAGUUGAAAAGUGUUUUAAUUUUCUUUGACCUUUGUUUCUUACGGCUAAAUAAAGACAAUUCCAGCGCAUUGAAGUUUAAAGACGCCGUUUCGGCAAUUUGGUCAUCAAUUAUGCUCUUUUUAAAGGGGAAACCACAAUCACUUACGUCUUUUCCAGUUUGCUAUCUGUUCCCUUAAUUGGGAAAUAUAUGCGAAGGAUCAUCUAACAUGUCUGACAUAUGUAUGGCCCUCGACCAAUCCGUUUUACCGCACACUGGUGUGCGGACUUUUCAAAAUACCGGGGUUUUCUGGCAGGCGGUAUUUCCACCGCCUCGUCCCUACUCCCUUUUUUGGAACACGGCUCCGCCGCCAAAACUUUAAUCUCGCACCCACACAAUACCGCCAGCUACGCAGGCUACCCUCUUUAGUGUUUUACAGGUGCGUAUCAAAACAAAAUCAUGGUUCAAAAUCAGAAGAAGAGCGAAAAAAGAAAGAAUUUUUUUUCUUUUUUAAAUUCUGUUAUUUCAUUUAGAUAUCACGAAGAUAUCAUUAUAUGCAUUGUAGCUCAUUGUGUCAUGUUUCUUAGUUUAAACUACUUCUUCGGCUUGGUUAACUGAAAAUUACUUUAGCCAUAUAGGUGGGGAUUAUAAAAGAGCAAAAGUUCUGGAUGAGAAAAGCAGUGAAAUUUGAACACGAGGAGAAAAAUAUAACAAAAUGUCAUUAUUGUAUAGACUUGUGCAGCAUCACAAAAGAAGUCUUUGGCAGGACUUGACAACAUCGAUGCAGAGGGAUCGCAAGCCUUCGAUACACUCGAAGACGUAGUAAACAGGUUAGGAAAGUUAGGUAAGCUCAGGUUGAUUUAAGUUUUGUCCCGGGGAGGCCUGUAUCUUCCCAUUUUGUUUCUAUAUAAUGCUAUUUUUCAGUGCACCUUUAACACUCAAACCACCCAACAUCCUAGGCCAAUUUAAUUUUUGGACUUUAUAUUUCUUCUUUAAGGCUUGUGCGGCUUUAUCUUAGAUAGUAGUAAUUAAAAAAAGGAGUGGUAACAUUAGCGUGCCUUUUUAAAGGUAAAAGUUAAGCUUCCUUAAGACAAACUUCAAGAUCCGCGUUUCUGAAGAAAGCCAGUGUGCUGAUCAUUGCCGGGUAUUUGCGUUGUCUGACCCUGAAGAUCAUCUCUGUGAGCAUGAGCACACGAAAUCAUGUCAAAGCUGCGACAAUAUCAAGAAUGUUCUGGACGAAAUAUAA